AUGUCAUACGGCUGUGGUACGCACACGUUAACAUCAGGAAAUCACAUAAGAAUACCUCCGAGGGUAGAAUACAUAAUGGCGGUAGGUGUUGACGCCGGCACGGUUAAGGAUAAUGAAGUAAUAACUAUUCAUCAGAGGGACCUGCAAGAGCAAGGGUUCUUGGGCAACGUAAUAAAUACAGUGAAAGACGGGCGCGUGCUAGUAAACGUCAUAAACAUAUCUGAUGAGGAAAAAAUGAUACGACCGGUGUCGCUAAGUAAAAUAAAAUAUAUGAAAUUUAUAGAGAGGAGUCAGUCAUGCAUAUAA
Macrosiphum euphorbiae (potato aphid) is the source of this 306-nucleotide messenger RNA. NCBI's taxonomy places the organism in Eukaryota, Metazoa, Arthropoda, Insecta, Hemiptera, Aphididae. The record is from the annotation of a GenBank genome assembly.